AUGUCCCUGCCUUCGUACGAUGCACUGGUCGUUGGUGCUGGGUUUGGUGGAAUCUAUCAGCUAUACUCCCUCCUCAAGCUCGGGUUGACCGUCAAGCUGGUCGAAAGGGCCGAAGGACCUGGAGGAACAUGGUACUGGAACCGCUAUCCAGGCGCGACAAGCGAUACCCCCUCUCACCUCUAUCGUUAUUCCUGGGAUAAGGAAGACCUCCAAUCAUACUCCUGGUCCCAUAACUACCUGGAGAGAAAGGAGGUUCUCGCUUAUCUGGAACAUGUUGUGGAGCGCCACGACUUGCGCAGGCAUAUGCAGUUUCAUACAGAGGUGGUCUCCGCGAUAUGGAACGACGACAGCUGCACAUGGACUGUAGAAUCUAGCCAGGGUUCUUUCAUGUCUCGCUAUCUCAUCACGUCUCUCGGUAUCAUCACAGAGCCAAAUUGGCCGAACAUCCCUGGGCGUGAUCAGUUCCAGGGCAGUCUAUAUCAUACUGCUCGGUGGCCAGACCAGUAUGACCUGAAAGGCAAGAGGGUCGGAUUGAUUGGGAAUGGAUCGUCCGGUGUGCAAGUAAUCACUGCAAUUGCCCAGGAUGUCGAGUCUUUGGUCUGUUUCCAACGACAUCCCCAGUACAUCGUUCCUGCGGGCAAACGUGCCGUCUCGCAGGAGGAGCGCAAUACGAUUAACAAGGCUUAUGACGAGAUAUGGCAGAAAGUGAAACAAGAGAUCGGAGGGAUGGGUGUUGAGGAGGCCAAGACGAGUGCGAUGAGUGUCGUGGACGAAGAGCGCGAACGGAUCUACCAAGCCGCCUGGGACGACGGAGGAGCCUUCCGAUUCCUCCUAGGGACAUUUAAUGAUCUAAUUCUCAACGAAGCAUCCAACCGAGCGGCAUGCGAUUUUCUGAAGAAGAAAAUCGACCAGAUUGUGCAGGAUCCAGAGAAGCGCCGCAAAUUAACCCCGAGCGAACUCUACGCGCGCAGACCAGUUUGUGCCGAUGGCUACUACGAGCAAUUCAAUCGGGAGAACGUCGAUGUCGUCGACAUCGCGGAGAGUCCCAUGCUCGAGUUUACUCGCGACGGGAUCAAGUUGGCCGAUGGAACCGUACAUAAACUGGAUGUCGUUAUUUGCGCCACGGGUUUCAACGCAUUUGAUGGGGCUUACAGAAGAAUCGAUGUGGUCGGGCGCGAAGGGAAAACAUUGAACGAAUAUUGGAAAGACGGACCAACCACAAAUAUGGCCGUUGCAACAGCAGGGUUUCCAAAUCUUUUUAUGAUAUUUGGGCCUCAGACUCCCCUGACCAAUGGACCCCCGGCCAUUGAAGCCCAUGUUGAGUUCAUUACUGGGGCCAUAUCGCGUGCGGAAAAGCAUCGCAAGGAGCAGAGCACUUUGCCGACCCCGGCUAAGAUAGUAAUUGAAUCCACAGAGGAAGGGGAAGCUGCGUGGGGUGGAUUGUGCAAUGCUAUUAGCGACGCCGCCCUGUUUAGAACAGCCGCAUCGUACUUUAACGGCGUGAAUGUGGAUGGUAAGCCACGAUUGCCUGGGCUUGUCAGGAUGUAA
This is a messenger RNA of Aspergillus oryzae RIB40, 1548 nucleotides long. Its product is annotated as flavin-containing monooxygenase. The transcript is spliced from 2 exons. NCBI's taxonomy places the organism in Eukaryota, Fungi, Ascomycota, Eurotiomycetes, Eurotiales, Aspergillaceae. Bases 1 to 1548 code for a protein of 515 amino acids. The record is from RefSeq and is a predicted model, not a curated record.